AUGCAGCAAGCUCAUCGCCCAGGGAAUUUAAAGCAAAGUAACAAGACGCAUAAGUCAAGGCACCGGUCAAAACGUGGUAUUGCAGCCGAUGCUAAAGGUAAAGUAAAUGUGAAGGAAUUCGUGCGUCGCAAUCGACAUAUUCUCAAGAAAGACGAGCGCCGACACCAAGCCUUACAGAUUCGUAGAAAUAAGCGCGAAGAAGUGUUAGCGAAAAAACGUGCGCUAGGUGGUCAAAGAAAUCCUCCGUUUUUAGUGUGUGUAGUCCCGUUGAACAGGCAGCUGGAUGCUCAGUCAGCUUUAGUAAUCCUAAAAACAUGCUCUGAAGGUGCUAUAGUAUCUCAGUCAGAGAAUGGAUUUCUGCAUAUCGGGUUGCCAAAUUUUAAACAACGGUUCUCUUUCAUCGCACCAGAAAUAGACAAUGAUUUUGGUCUUCUUGAUGCUUUGAAAGUAGCUGAUACAGUAUUGUUUGUGUGUUCAGCGUUAGAGCCAAUAGAUGAGUGGGGGGAGAAGGCUCUUGCUCUGGCCAUGGCUCAGGGAAUGCCAACACCUAUUGUAGUUGCAAUGGACAUAGAAGGCAUCCACCCAAAAAAGAGAACAUCAGAAAAACAAAUUGUCCAGAAACUAGUAUCUAAGUGGUUACCAGAUGAAAAAGUAAUGCAGUUAGACAAAAGUUCAGAUGGACUUAACUUACUUCGUAGAAUUGGUAAUCAAAAACGUAAUGUCAUUCAUCAUAGGGAAAAGAGGCCUUAUAUGCUAGCUGAAGAGGUUGAGUAUGUUCCUGAUAAUGAAGGCAACAAUGGUACAUUAAAAUUAACAGGGUACUUACGGGGCAUGCCUCUAAAUGUCAACAGUUUAAUACAUGUAUCUGGCCUGGGUGACUUUCAAAUGUUCAGAAUAGAUGGGCAUGAUGAUCCAUAUCCCAUUUUUAGCAGUACAAAAUCAGAUGGAAUGGAUGCAGAGGUAACAAAAGUAACAGUGUUACAAACAGCUGAUCCAACAAAACAAGAGAGUAUGGUGUCCGAAAAUGUACCAGAUCCUAUGGAUGCUGAGCAGACGUGGCCAACAGAAGAGGAAAUUGCUGAGGCUAAUAAUGAAACAAGGAAAGUGAAAAAGGUACCGAAAGGAUGGUCCGAUUACCAAGCCGCGUGGAUCGUAGAGUCUGAUGCGGAGGAUGAAGGCUCCGAUGAUAGUGAAAAUGAAGACAAUGAUGAAUUCAUGUCUUGUGAAGAGUCUAAUUCUGAGGGAGAUGGUGAAGAGAUGAAUGAUUUCGAAUCUGUGACUGAAUCUGUAGUAGGCCCGACAGAUGAGAAAUACGACGAAACCAUAGAUGCACAUGAAGAACACGAAAUGUUAAAGAAGUUAGCUGAGGCUCGGGAGGACAGGCAGUUUCCGGAUGAAGUAGAUACACCUCAGGAUGUACCAGCUCGAGAAAGGUUCAAUAGGUACAGAGGUCUAGAGUCAUUCAGGACGUCGUCAUGGGAUCCAAAAGAAAACUUACCAGCGGAUUAUGCUCGGAUAUUUCAGUUCGAAAAUUACGAGCGUACGAGGAAGCGCGUUUUUAAAGAACUUGAAGAUAGCUUGGAAAAUAUGUACGGUUUCUACAUAACGAUACACGUCAAAAACGUGCGACAAGAUCUGUGGAAGGUAUUCCAUUCAGCGAACCCAAAUGCACCUCUAUCAGUCUUCGGGUUAUUACCUCACGAACACAAAAUGUCUCUCAUGAAUGUAGUCUUGAGGAGGACAGGGGCCAGUGAUGAACCUAUCAAGAGUAAGGAGCGACUGAUCUUCCAAGUUGGGUAUAGGAGGUUUAUUGUUAAUCCUAUAUUCAGCCAGCAUACCAAUGGAAGCAAACAUAAGUAUGAGAGAUUCUUCCAACCAGCGUCAACAUGUGUCGCUACAUUUUAUGCUCCAAUUCAAUUUAGUCCAUCCUCAGUACUAUGUUUUAAGGAAAAAAGAAACACAAAUUUGCAGCUUGUUGCUUCUGGUGUACUGCUGUCUUGCAAUCCUGAUAGAUUGAUCAUUAAGAGAAUUAUACUUUCCGGCCAUCCAUAUAAGGUGCAUACAAAGUCAGCAGUCAUUCGUUUCAUGUUCUUCAAUAGAGAUGAUGUGGUUUACUUCAAGCCUUGCAAACUGCGAACAAAAUAUGGAAGGACUGGUCACAUCAAGGAACCUUUAGGUACACACGGCCACAUGAAAUGCGUGUUCGACGGCCAGCUGAAAUCUCAAGACACAGUUUUAUUGAACCUUUACAAACGAAUGUUCCCGAAGUGGAAUUACGAAAAUUGUAUUGUCACGGAUCGAGAUACUAAAGGCAGUGAUAUGAUGGAAUAA
Leptosia nina is the source of this 2331-nucleotide messenger RNA. The record is from the annotation of a GenBank genome assembly. Lineage: Eukaryota; Metazoa; Arthropoda; Insecta; Lepidoptera; Pieridae.